Gigantopelta aegis is the source of this 5088-nucleotide messenger RNA. RefSeq names its product protein white-like. Gene Ontology annotation, cellular component: plasma membrane. The record is from RefSeq and is a predicted model, not a curated record. Lineage: Eukaryota; Metazoa; Mollusca; Gastropoda; Neomphalida; Peltospiridae. The coding region runs from base 285 to 2315 and encodes 676 amino acids. The transcript is spliced from 19 exons. Gene Ontology annotation, molecular function: ATP binding; ATP hydrolysis activity; ABC-type transporter activity.
AACUUUUUAACUUUCUUUUUAUUUGUUACUAAAGCAUUUCUAACGAAUACAUGCGACAUUAUCGGAAAAGAGUUUUUAAGUGGCAAUCUUUACAAUAUGGUUCAUAUUUUAAUCAUCUAGAAUAAACCUUUCAGUUCUGUUUUGCACCUAUGACUCGCUAUUCUUCCCAUUAAAGGGUCGCGAUCGAUUAAUAAUUUGAGGUCUCUCAUUAGGCCAACACUUUCAUUUUUCAAUUUAUUCUGCAGCUUUCACGUUAAAAAACCACAAACACUCACACUAAAAGAAUGGACGAGGAACGGGAACUUCUUCUCGGUAGCAGCCAAAAUCAACCGAAGCAGACGACAUACGUAGCCAUCAGCCACACUUCAGACGUGAGUGUUGAUGGAGGAAGUGAAGAGCUCUACCCGAAGUCGAAUGAACACGACUUAAGACGAUCUGUGAGCAUGGGUGACAUUAUAGAGCCGAUCAGUCUGUCGUGGAAGAAUGUAAACGUAUUUGUGGAAAUAAACAAAAACAAAUGGUGUCGCCGGAAAAAGAGUGGUGGUAUAGAGAGUAAACAGCUUCUUCGAAAUGUGAAUGGUCUUGUGAAGCCGGGGACGCUGCUUGCUAUCAUAGGAGCCAGCGGGGCAGGCAAAUCGACCCUUAUGAAUGUGCUGACUGGACGAAACACCUCCCAGUACACCAUCCGCGGCGACAUUCAGGUGAACGGGAUAACCGUGGGCAGAGGCAUCAAAAACAUCUCGGCGUACGUACAGCAGGACGAACUGUUCAUUGCCAACCUGACAGUGAAGGAAACACUGGUUUUCAGAGCAUUACUUCGAAUGGACAAAUGUCUAAAUAAGCAGGCAAGACUAGCACGAGUUGAUGAAGUUAUCAAGGAGAUGGGACUUCAAAAAUGUGAAAAUACAAAGGUUGGAAGUCCAAGUGGAAGGAAAGGUAUAUCUGGAGGUGAAAUGAAGAGGUUGUCGUUCGCCUGUGAGAUGCUGACCAACCCGCCUCUGAUGUUCUGUGACGAGCCGACGUCUGGUUUAGACUCGUUCAUGGCUCAGAACAUCGUGCAGACGUUGAAGGAGACGACCCAGAAGGGGAGGACGAUUCUGUGUACGAUUCACCAGCCGUCCUCCGAGGUGUUCGCCCUAUUUGAUCAUGUGUUACUUUUAGCAGAAGGUCGGACGGCAUUCAUGGGAACUGCUAAAAAUGCAUUCGCCUUUUUCAAUGGGUUAAACUACCCAUGUCCAGUGAACUUCAACCCUGCUGACUUUUACGUUCUGACGUUGGCUAUAGUCCCAGGAAACGAAAGCGAAUGCAGGGAAACUGUGGAGAAAAUAUGCGAUGCCUUCGAUCAAAGUGCUGAAAUGACGUCGAUAGCUCACGACACAGCAACACUGAGUGAACAAAGUAGCAACCUAACGCAUUCUGUGCUGUUUGAGGAUGCAUUUGAUGAACAGCACAACAGAUACAAAACCUCAUGGAUCAAGCAGUUCAGGACCGUUAUCUGGAGAAGUUGGAUUUCCCUUGUCAGAGAUGAUCUUCUCUUCAAAGUUCGAGGCGGGCAGACAUUGGUUCUCAGUGUGAUCCUGGGACUGGUGUACCUUCAGCAGGACUACGACAUGAUCGGAGUGAGAAACAUUAACGGCGCACUGUUUCUGAUGAUCACCAACCAGUCAUUCACUAGUCUGUUCGCAGUGCUCAAUACGUUCCCUAUAGAGAUAGCCGUUUUCCUUCGAGAGUACGGAAGUGGGCUAUACAGAGUGGAUGUAUACUACAUCGCCAAAGUUUUAGCAGAGUUUCCAAGUUUUACCAUUUUUCCGAUUUUAUUCAGCUGUAUAAUUUACUGGAUGGUUGGUUUAUACAACUCUGUGACUGCGUUCUUGAUGUACACCGGCGUUCUUAUACUGGUAGCGAAUACAGCGGGAGGAUUCGGUUACUUGGUAUCAUCGCUCGCACGGUCCGUCAAUGUAGCUUUGUCGGUGGCGCCCCCUAUAAUGAUUCCUUUCAUGCUCUUUGGAGGUUUUUUUGUCACAGAUGAUUCCAUUCCAGUGUAUUUUAUAUGGCUGAAAUUCGUAUCCUGGUUCAAGUACGCCAACGAGCUUCUCAUCAUUAUACAGUGGGAGGACGUUACACAUAUAGAUUGCCACAAAAAUGCCACAUCAGGUAAAGGGUGUUUUCAAAAUGGAACUGGUGUUAUAGAAGACAUGCAAUACAGCAAGGACAACCUGUAUUUCGAUGUGGGGAUGAUGUUCACUCUUCUGGCCGUCUUCCACAUUUUCACAUUUAUCUUUGUAUUGAUACGUGCCCGGAGAUCAAAGUCUUGAACAGCACAACGGAACCGGCAACACAUGUGAUCAUUUGUCUCUUUGUUCAAUUAACCAGUGUUUUCUGGGAAUGGAAAACAAAAUGUUUAUCUGAUAAUAUUACUCAGUGAAAUUGUAGUUUCUAGCUGAAAGGUGCGUAUGACAACAUGACUUAUACAUCUUAAUAAUUUCCGUUUGUCUCUUUGUUCAAUUAACUUGGCACACACCCACAGUGUUUUCUGGGAAUCGAAAACGAAUUUUAUUUAGUAAUUAUACUCCGUGACAUUGUAGUUUUAAACUGAAAGGUACUAAUGACAGCAUGAAUUAUAUAUUUAAUAAUUUUUGGAUUAUGGGCCGAAUUUACUUUGUCCGUUUUUUGUAAGACAUAAACAAGCUUUAUAAAUUCGGAUCUAAAUGUCCACUAUGUCCACAAUUUUGUUUUUAAGUUUAUUAGAAAUUCUUUUGAUGGUAAUCCACACAUUAAGCGUGUGACAAUCAUAGAUCCAUAUUUUCAUCAAUAGUUAUUUCAUGUCUACGAAAUAGCUUCCGUUUUGAUAGAUAUAACAAUAUCAUGUCGAGUUGACUCAUUGCUUUCUUCUUCUUCUUUUUUAACACACUCGUUAAUGAGAACAUCAUUCGUUAUUUAUAACACACAUACGUGUAAUAUAGACUUAAAGACAUACGAUUAGCUGUUCUUAGGCGAUGUUCCGGUCGCCACAGCCAUACCAUCCAACCAAAGAGGCACAAUAGAAACUGAUAGCUUUGUGACGUAUGUAAGUUAGCCUGAAACUGAUUGCUUUGUGAGGCAUAAGCACAGGCGCCAUAAAUAAGUUAUAGUUGAAAAAAAACCGUGUACAUUUUUUUUUUUUAAUGUGAGUUUUGAGGAUAUGUAAGAUACAGAAUACUACAUUCGCUACGUUUUAAAACAACAGUCAAGACUUGUCUAACUGCCACCUGUAUAUAACAGCCACCUGUCCAUAAUGGUCUCCAUAACUCCCGCCCAAUGCAUUCCUUUCUUUAUUUUAUCUGUAUAUAACAGCCACCUGUAAAAUGCGGCCAGUGGUCACUAUUAUUUUUUUACCAAAAUGAAUUGUUGAACCUACUAUAACGACCCCAAAAUAUAUUGACAACUAUUUUUCGGGGUUCAGUCGACAGUUGAACUUGCCACAUCGGUCACAACACACACACACAAACACAAACACAAACACAAACACACACACACACACACACACACACACACACACACACACUCAUGUAUAAUUGGUCUGUUAUAUCCCAUGCACAAUAUAAAGUCACUGUUUUUCUUAGUAGAAACAAAACAGGUACAUGAUCCAGUGCACCUUCUGUAUAAAUGUUUUCUUACCUGCAACCACUUGCAUCUCGUGGACUAAUUUAAUAAAGUAACAGAAUGCCAUGGGAAGCAAUCAAAGAUGAAUCACGUUUUCAAAAGGUGAAUAAUAGAGUGACUUUCAACAAAACGUGUUCAAUUUAUACUUUAAGUAGUUAAAAAUAUUUUUAAAAUGUCUUAUUUUAUUAUUUGUGUGUGUGUGAAGACUGUUGAUUCUUUUAUGCAUUCCAAUUUAGUGUAAGUUUUCAUUGUAAACUAUUUUAUGUGUUUUUAUUUACCUGUAUAUAACAAAUUAAAUAGUCACCUGUCCAAAACGGCCAUUUUGCCAGGUCCUAUGAGAGGCCGUUCUGUACAGGUUCGUCUGUAGUUGUAAGAUGAAUGGUAUCUAUCGGAAAUUCAUGUACUGUUUAUACCAGAUGACCACAUCAUUACAAUUUCGAUAUUAUCGAGUUUAUUAUGCACAGACUACGUGUGGGAUAGAUUAAUUUGCAGUUUAUCUACAGUCCGCAGGGUCUAUUUGAAAGUGGGGGAGGGAGCACUAUCAGUCCGAUGGUCCGGGGGAUGGAAAUUUGAGGGGCCGAACCUGUUAGGGGAGGGGUUGGCGGCAGGCUCCCCUGAGAAAAUAUAAUUUUUGGUUGUUGAAAUACACCCUUUUGAGCACAAUUAUAGGGAAGUGGGGUGGCGUAGUUCGCCCUGUUUCGCGGAGGCGGAUUUAUUACAAAUAAAUGUAAAAGUAGCGAAAUACGUUACUUGCAUCUCAGAUAAUGCACCUUUCUUUGUAGCUCGAGUCCCCUCAAGCCCUUCCCUUAUUGAUACUGAUAUGUCAUCAAUAAGGGGAGGGAUGGAUGGGACUCGAGCUACUUUCUUUGAUGCACUUCAUGAUUAUCAGCAUCAGUACGACAACUACUCCACAAUUCAGCAGUAACAAAGGGCCUUUGUUGCAAGUGACUGGAAUGUGAACGCGAUGGAAGUAAUUUAGUGGCUGAUUGGGGCCGCUUAGCUCUAUGCAAAUAAAGGGCAGAUAAGUAUGUUUCUAAUAGAGGCUAUACUAGUAGCUAAUGAUGGGAAUCGGUUGGAAUUUCAUCAUCGAUCAUCGGUUAUAAUCGGUUGGUACCAACCGAUCAACUUUCGAUUACACAAUCGGUUAGAAUUAUGUGAACAUAAAAAGGAUUUCCAUUACCUGUACAAGCAGCAUGCAUCUGUUGUUGUGUUUCCCGGAUCUAGGCUUUACAAUUAUCUAUUUCAACCAUAAGAGAGUCCUCAAAUUUGGGCAAAAACGAUAGAGAUAUUCGGGCAAAAUUAGCUGUACUGAAAUCUUUUCACCGUUUUCAUUAUUCUACCCACAAUGUUAGUUCUAAUCCAUGUACAAAUGGGUAGUGAUUCGUUAUAACUUUUUUGGCAGUAAUGCUAAUAUUAAGAUUACCUCCCCCCCCCCCCCCCCACCCA